Messenger RNA from Phytophthora sojae, 1662 nucleotides. RefSeq lists its product as hypothetical. The record is from RefSeq and is a predicted model, not a curated record. Lineage: Eukaryota; Oomycota; Peronosporomycetes; Peronosporales; Peronosporaceae. The annotation marks the transcript as partial. The transcript has 3 exons.
AUGGUGUACACCAGCAGCCGUGUCGGAACGCGUACCCUCAUUAAGGCAGCCGUACUGUGUGCCCUCAGCUUGAGCGUCAUUCCCUCGGCAUGCGCCGAAAACUCGCAGGAUGCCAGCACAGCGGCCGACGUCGACGUCUGCGGAAUUUCCGACGGUGACAAGAGCGUCGGAAUUCGCGUGGUCGACGACAGCUCGUGCGCUUCGGGCGGUCUUGGCUGCUACAACGACCACUGCCGGUUCUGCAAGAUCCUGGAGACGCCGCAGUCGUCCGCGUUCGAGAACUGCACGACGUUCGGCGUCGACUUCCCCACGAUGGCUCCGUUGGUUGUGUCCACCGGCACCUGCGAUGUGUCGAGCGGCGAUGCGGCCGUCGGCAUUUCGGCUGUGACCGACACUGCCUGCCUGUACGGUGGUCUGGGCUGCUUCAAUGACCACUGCCGCUUUUGCAAGCUUGAGACGACGGCCCAGUCCGAAGCUUUCGUCAACUGCUCCGACUACAACGUCACUGCCGGUUCGUCGACUGAUGGGCCGGCCGAUACUGCGACGGACGCCCCCGUCACUACUGUCACUACCGACGGCUGCACGCUUGUGCCUGCUGAAGGCGACGUGGAGAUCGGCAUCAGUAUCGGAAUGGAUCCGACGUGCAGUGCCGGUGGUCUCGGAUGCAUCAACGAUGUCUGCCGCUUUUGCCGUGUGAGAACUACUGCCAAGUCCGCCACGUACCUCGACUGCGCCUUGCUCGGCACGAGCGCCGCUGGCUCUGGAACUGCCGGAUCGAUGGAUGCACCGACAUCCGUCGAGACUCCGGCAGCGACGCCGGCUGUUGCCGCGGCGACUACGGCUGCCCCGGUUGCAGCCACGACGUGCACUAUCGCGCCGUCGGUGGGCGACUCCGCUGUCGGCAUCAGCAUCGUCACCGACGCCACGUGCGUCUCCGGCGGCAUCGGUUGCAUUACCGACGUCUGCCGAUUCUGCAAGAUCACGACCUCGCUCCAGUCGGCGGCUUUCCUGGACUGCUCGCAGUUCUCGACCGGCAGCUCGACCUCGGAUGUGCCCGUCACUCCCGCUGCUACCACCGAGACUCCAUCGGUGACGCCCGCCACUCCGGACGCCACCACCGAAGCACCCGUCACGUCAACGGAUGCCCCCGCUACCGAGACGGAGGCUCCUGCUGCUACCACGGCGGCUUCAGUCCAGGGAGGGUGCUCUCAGACCGUGUCCGAGGGCGAUGCCGCCGUUGGCAUCCAGAUUGUCUCGGACGCCUCGUGCAGCGCCGGCGGAGUUGGCUGCAUCGACAACGUCUGCCGGUUCUGCAAGGUGAGGACCACCGACCAGUCUGCGGCGUUUGUCGACUGCACGUCGAUCAGCGGAACUGCUGCGACUACCGAUGCCCCCACUGAAGCUCCGACGGAUGCCCCUACUGAAGCCCCGACGGAGGCUCCUACCGAGGCGCCCUCUGAGGCCCCCACUGAGGCACCGACGGAGGCACCCACCGGUGAAACGUGCACCCAGACGGUCUCUGAAGGCGACGCUGCUGUUGGCAUUAAGAUCGUGACGGACACGUCGUGCCUGAACGGCGGCGUGGGCUGCAUCGACAACGUGUGCCGCUUCUGCAAGCUCACUACGACGGACCAGUCCGCUGCCUUCGUCGACUGCUCCUCU